Messenger RNA from Uranotaenia lowii, 1296 nucleotides. RefSeq names its product alcohol dehydrogenase 1-like. Gene Ontology annotation, molecular function: oxidoreductase activity, acting on the CH-OH group of donors, NAD or NADP as acceptor. The record is from RefSeq and is a predicted model, not a curated record. The transcript has 5 exons. Bases 6 to 851 code for a protein of 281 amino acids. NCBI's taxonomy places the organism in Eukaryota, Metazoa, Arthropoda, Insecta, Diptera, Culicidae. Gene Ontology annotation, cellular component: cytoplasm.
AGUAGAUGUUCGCAGUUGCACAUUUGAAUUUGCCAAAGUCAGAAGCUUACAGCAUCUCUAACCGCAAAAUGUCGCUGAAAAAUAAAACAGCCGUAGUUUUCGGGGGUCUUGGAGGAAUUGGUUUGGAGAUCGGUAAACAUCUGCUGCAAAAUGGAGUAUCGAAGCUGUACAUUUUGGAUAUGUUUGAAACCAUGGACCUGGAGAAGAAAUCCGAGCUUCAAAGCUGCAACGUUGAUUGUGCAAUUUUUUACGACAAGUGCGAUAUCACGGAAAAAAUGCGGAUGGAAAAUUUGCUACGAACAAUCGUCCUGUCUCGGUUGAGUUUUAUCGAUAUUUUUGUCAAUUCGGUAGGGAUUAUUGACGAACAGGAUCCGGAACGAGUGAUCGCCACUAAUUUGCUCGGAACUGUCAACAGCUCUCUAAUAGCUUUAGACAUAAUGUCCUUGGAUAAGACUGGUCUUGGAGGGUACAUCAUCAACAUUGCUUCGAUCGCUGGCCUGGAACCUUUCCCGUACUGUUCCACCUAUACUGCCAGCAAGUACGGAAUCGUAGGAUUUACCAGAAGUCUGGGAAUCGACACCGUCCUGGUAAAGACGGGAGUUAAAUUCAUGACCAUCUGCCCCGGAGCCACCGAGACGAUGCUGUUCCAGAAACCGAACACCAGUAGUGUUUUCUUGCUGCCCUGGAUGGAAGAACCUGGCCGACGUCUGAUGAGGAAGAUCGCCAUACAAAGGCCCAGCGUCGUUGGAGAAUGUGUAAUUCGAGCCCUCGUCGAGGGAGAAACUGGUUCGGUGUGGGUUUGUGCGGGAGGAAAAAUCGAACACGUUUCGAUGCCAUUGACCUAUGAAUAACAUUUUCGAACUUAUAUGUAUCUUUAAGCACCUUUUAGGUAAUUGGAUAAGAAACAGACGUCCGGCCUGGAAUUUAAUCCGUUUGCUUCGGGAAUUUCGUUAGGUUCGGGUUUUACCACAGAACGUUUGACUGAUUUUCUUCAUCGCUUAAAUUGAUUUUGAUUUUGGAUGAGAUGAGCAAUGUUAAAAACAAGAAAAUAAAAAAAAUUACUGUAUGCCACAUCAAAGAAAAAAGCUCUUCUUUUUCGUUAAUUUUUCUUAAAUCAACAAAUAUAAGUCGGAAUUUCCAAAAGAAGUAUUGAAAAAUUAUUGAAUAGUAUUGUAGGGAUGAGAUGAAGAAUAUGCAGAAAAUAAAUCAAAUGUAAUUAAAAAUAAAAUAAUAGUUGUAUUCAGCAACACUGAAGAUAAAUGAAAUAAAAUCAAUUUCUAUGGCAACGUUUGUUAU